This is a messenger RNA of Colletotrichum karsti, 1056 nucleotides long. Its product is annotated as 2-nitropropane dioxygenase. Bases 1 to 1056 code for a protein of 351 amino acids. The record is from RefSeq and is a predicted model, not a curated record. NCBI's taxonomy places the organism in Eukaryota, Fungi, Ascomycota, Sordariomycetes, Glomerellales, Glomerellaceae. Gene Ontology annotation, molecular function: nitronate monooxygenase activity. The transcript has a single exon.
AUGGCACCAACCGGCCCAAUUACCACACCCAUAACGACCCUCCUGGGGAUCAAACACCCCAUUCUGCUCGCCGGCAUGGCGCGCACGUCCGGGGGUCCCCUCGCCGCCGCCGUCUCCAACGCCGGCGGCCUCGGCGUCAUCGGCGGCUUCCAGUACACCCCGGACCAGCUCCGCGAGAUCAUCGCGGAGAUGAAGGAGAACUUCAAGUCCCCGGACCUCCCCUUCGGCGUCGACCUCGCCCUCCCGCAGGUCGGCGGCAACGCCCGCAAGACGAACCACGACUACACCGGCGGCAAGCUCGACGAGCUCAUCGACAUCACCAUCGACUCCGGCGCCCGCCUCUUCGUGAGCGCCGUCGGCGUGCCGCCCAAGCACGUCAUCGACAAGCUGCACAACGCCGGCAUCUACGUCAUGAACAUGGUCGGACACCCGAAGCACGCCGUCAAGGCGCUGGAUCUCGGGGUCGACAUCAUCUGCGCGCAGGGCGGCGAGGGAGGCGGCCACACGGGCGACGUGGCCAACUCCGUCCUCAUCCCCGCCGUCGUGGACGUCGCGAGGAAGUACAGGCCCAAGAUGCUCAACGGCAGCCCGGCGCUCGUGGUCGCGGCGGGGGGCAUCUACAACGGUCGCUCCUUGGCGAGUUCGCUGAUGCAGGGUGCGGUGGGCGUGUGGGUUGGCACCCGCUUCGUGGCCUCCGUUGAGGCCGGGUGCAGCGAGGAGCACAAGGAAGAGGUCGUCAAGUGCGGGUUCGACGGGACGGAACGCACGCUCGUGAUUUCCGGCAGGCCGCUGCGGAUGAAGACGAACGAGUAUAUUCGCAAGUGGCAUUCGCAGCCGGACCGGAUCAAGCAGCUUUGCGAUCAGGGCAUCGUGCCGAUUGAAUUCGACUUCAACGAGGGCAACGAUGUUGAAUUGCCGCACUUGAUGGGGCAGGUUGCUGGUGCUAUCAAGAAGAUUCAACCCGCGGGCGAGAUCGUGGAAGAGAUGGUGCAGGAGGCGGUCGAGAUGUUGAAACUUGGUGGGGGUUACUUGAGCGGUGAGCGCAGCAGGCUAUGA